Messenger RNA from Athalia rosae (coleseed sawfly), 3312 nucleotides. RefSeq lists its product as uncharacterized. Lineage: Eukaryota; Metazoa; Arthropoda; Insecta; Hymenoptera; Athaliidae. Gene Ontology annotation, molecular function: SNARE binding. The transcript has 10 exons. Gene Ontology annotation, biological process: SNARE complex assembly. The record is from RefSeq and is a predicted model, not a curated record. Bases 179 to 2857 code for a protein of 892 amino acids. Gene Ontology annotation, cellular component: endosome; lytic vacuole.
CAUUGUAAUGCAUGUUAUAAAGUGUAUUAUUGCUUCCAUCUCACGGCUGAUGUCAGAGAUGAUAGCGCGUCCGUAGUCGAUGCGUGUGGUUACAAAUAACGAGUGGUUACGAUAAAUUGAUAAUGACAAUCUACAUUUGUCAGUUUCAAGUUAUGACAGGCCGACGUGACACACACAGAUGAUGGAACAGCCGGAAGCACGACCUCUCAUAAGAGAUUCGGAUCUAGCCCUUCAACCCCGUACUACUCCGCGAUACAAAGUCUGGCUUCCUCUUGCCACACAGCAGCUCCGUCUAAGGAACUUGAUACAAGUUAUCGGGUACAACUUAACUACGGAGGAACCUUGCGAAACUAAGAGGUCGUUCUAUUAUACACUCCACAGGACCACUUUGUCUUCACCCUUUUAUACCAGUGAACCCAUUGACAGUGUCAGUCCAAAAUGGGCAAGUCUCGAUGUUCCUAUUCUUCAUACAACUGGACAUUCGGCUGCCAGUGACAUAGUCCUAAGAGUCUGGAGAAGAGUGGAAGUGGGAGACACAACUACCGAUGUUGUCAUUCAGGCCCAUGGACUGUCCCUAACAGGACUGGUCUACUUGGGAACAAAGCUUCCCAGCAACUUAGAAGACCUGCUGAAAGAUAAAUCCUUGAUAUUCUACCUUCAAGGUGGCUACUUUGUUCCACCAUGCUGCUGUGCUAGCCCACCAGAGCUAAAGAAAUACCUGAGUGUAAGCGUCCAAGCAACAGAUGUGAGGGACAGUUACACAGUGAAUAAAUUAUGCAGUUUAAAAAGUAAAAUGCAGGCAUUAAGGCAGCAGUCGGAUUCCGCACGCGCUCUCAGGGAACAAAUUGCCCAAGGCUACGAAACUCAAAUGCAAGUAGUUUACCCUCGAUCGACACUCAACAGGUUGUUGCAACCUAAACAAGCAAGCAAGGAAAAGAAAGCUGCAAGUCUACGAAUUCGGAAGGAAUUGGAGGUCGCAAGAUUUAGAACAAAAUUGCUCGAUCAGGAAAGGAUAAGAAAAGCUGGAGAGAUAAGGGUACUGGGCCAGCUCCAUGCGGGAAUUGUCGAGGAGAACGAAGAUCACGGGUCUGAUCUUAUGGGAAGGUACAGGGAGCUCAAUAGGGACAUCGAACGCCUCCGCGAAUGGCGACAGUGUCAGACUGAAACAAAGGAGCUAUAUCUACAUACUACUGCACGGCUAGCCCACCGCCAAAUACAACUCAUAUCUGAACUGGGUUUCAUCUAUCCCGUCUCUCGAACAGAUGAUGGUAGAUACACGAUUAAUAAUGUCCACUUACCGGACAGUGAAGAGCUGGACUCUUGCAACGACACACAGGUAGCGGUGGCUCUUGGAUCCGUAGCUCACACCACCCAGAUGAUUGCAAAUUUCCUAAACGUUCCUACUAGGUAUCCUAUUAUACACUGUGCUUCACGGAGCAAAGUUAUCGACCAUAUUACGGAAAAUAUACCAGACAAAGAUAGGCAGUUUCCGUUGUUUGCUAGAGGAAAAGACAAGCUACAGUUCCAUUAUGCUGUUUAUCUGUUGAAUAAAAACAUAGCGCAACUGAGGUGGUAUUGCGGAUUACCUACCGUCGAUCUUCGUGCAACACUUCCCAAUCUUGCUUCUCUGAUCAGCAUUAAACCGCAUCUACCUUUGGAAGGAACCAAGAGAACGUUUUCCGGUUCAUCUCUGGAUACCGAUAACAGCAAUUCUAUCAAAUACAAACCACCAGCACCUCCACCGCUACCCGUGAUCUCACCAUUUGAAAACAUAAUAUUUGAAAAGUGCCACAAGCAAACUAGGUCGAUUGGUCGAUCCAAGAGUAUCAGGUGCUCACUCGGUUCAUCCUUGGACCAAGGUCUGAACAAUCAGGAACAGUUAUCUGCAUUAAGCAAUAAAACCAAACGUAUCUGUAAGUCAGCAGAAAGAGCGAUCGAUGAUACAAGGCUAUCCUUACCGAACAAUACUACCGUGGAAGGCAGUGAUCAAACUCUGAAUCAUUCACCUAUGUUUGAAAGCAAUUAUUCACAAAACGGAUUUCAAGGGAAGAAUCAUUCACCGAAAAAUGCUUCCCUAGUUGAUGUUCUUACUUCAAUAGAGAGCGAUAUAGAAAUCACUGUGCCAGUAUCUGUUUCAAAGAGAAAAGGGACAUCGGGCUCUGAUCUGGUAGAGAGCUGCUCCGAUGGCACGAGGCACAGAAGCUCCAACUCCAUAAGUAGCUGUGAAAUGGCCCUGUGUGUUGGGCAGCUAGAUGGUGAGGAGAUCAAAUGUGAACUCGAUGGUGGAGGAGAAACGUUUAUAAUUGAGAAUGCGAAUAAUUCGUUUAUGGAAAAAAGAGAUAGAAAUUCUGAAGUGGAUGGAAAUCCUACCUCAAAUAAAAGCGAGCAGCAACCUACCAAUUUCGAACCUGCACCUGCUUCCAGGAAACCCUGUCCAUCUACAGACUACGCAAUCGCGUGCGCCAGUGGAAUCAUGGAACAGAAGCAGCGAGCAGGUUCCAUAUGCAGCGCUCCAGAUGAAUAUUUUUUAGCAGAGAAAAUCCCGUGGCGAAAGAGAUAUGACUCUGAACCAAGAGAAGUGGAUUUUCCGGAGAGUUGGAAAAGUAGUGGGCAAACUACAAACAGUUCGGAGGAACGACUGCAAUAUCCCGAAUGCGAUCAGGCAAACAGUAGGUCUUUGGUGUUGACGCCGACGCCCAGACUGCGAUCCUCAAAAGAGAGCUUAGAGCCUGAAGACUCACGGGCGUCUUCGGAAUUCAUUGACUCGAUCCGACGAAGUUCUGAAACAGUUUUUGCGCGGACAGAAGCAUUAGCCAAUAAACAGACAAGUUUCAAGGUGAUGCGACCGCGGCAGUAAUUAUGAGAAGACAUCGAAUUAGAGAAAAUGAUCGGCAUGUAUGAAACUCAAUAAUAAUCUGUGAUACGGCAAAUAAAGAAAUUCAUGGACCGAUUUCAGUUCAGAUUAGCAUGUAGCUGAUGCGCUGAAAUAUUGGUAUUCCGUGGCUUCGUUAACAAAAUUAUUGCUAAUGCUCAAUUUAAUUGGCUAGCAGUUUUCUGGCAGUUCCGACCCACAGUGGAAAAAGCGAUAAACCAUCAAAGGGCAAGUUUUAAUUUGAAACUAGACAGAUUAGUACUUGCCCAAUUCACUAUCUAGGCUUCGUUUUAAUUCUACAACGUGGUGAACCGCUGGUAGAGAUGUCACUCCUGAUGCUAAAAUAAACUGCAGUGUAUUCACCUAAUUAUUAUUGUAAGAGAAUUACGUUAGUAUGUAAUGUGUAUAUUACUCAAUAAUGAUUACCUUAGGUUAUUGAA